This is a messenger RNA of Callorhinus ursinus (northern fur seal), 4242 nucleotides long. Lineage: Eukaryota; Metazoa; Chordata; Mammalia; Carnivora; Otariidae. The record is from RefSeq and is a predicted model, not a curated record.
AGCGGAAGCGGAAGUGCGCAGACGGCUGCGGCUGGGCCGAGGGCGGUGCGGGCGCGUCUCUGGCUGUGCUGGCGCAUCUCUAGAUCCUUUCCAGGAGUUCAGUUAUGGGUGUGAGAGGUUUGCAGGGAUUUGUGGGCAGUACCUGCCCACAUAUAUGUACAGUAGUGAAUUUCAAAGAACUGGCAGAACGCCACCGAAACAAGCACCCUGGAGGUACCCCUACCAUUGUGGUUGACGCCAUGUGUUGUCUCAGAUACUGGUAUACUCCUGAAUCUUGGAUCUGCGGCGGCCAGUGGCGGGAGUACUUUUCUGCUUUGCGGGAUUUUGUUAAGACUUUUACAGCUGUUGGCAUCAAGUUGGUGUUCUUCUUUGACGGCACGGUGGAGCAGGGUAAGAGAGAUGAAUGGGUGAGACGAAGACUCAAGAACAGCAGGGAGAUCUCCAGGGUUUUCCAUUACAUCAAGUCACACAAGGAGCAGCCAGGCAGGAACAUGUUCUUCAUCCCAUCGGGGCUGGCCAUCUUCACACGAUUCGCCUUGAAGACUCUGGGUCAGGAAACCCUGUGCUCCUUACAGGAGGCCGACUAUGAGGUGGCGUCUUACGGCCUCCAGAAUAACUGUCUGGGGGUUCUUGGAGAAGACACUGACUACUUAAUUUAUGAUACUUGUCCCUACUUUUCAAUUGGCGAUCUCUGCCUGGAGAGUCUCAGUACUGUCAUGCUCUGUAGAGAGAAGCUCUGUGAGAGUCUGAAUAUCAGCCUGGCAGACCUUCCUCUUCUGGCCUGCCUGCUUGGCAAUGACAUAAUCCCAGAGGGCAUGUUUGAAAGCUUUCGGUACAAAUGCUUAUCUUCCUAUACCUCUGUAAAGGAGAACUUUGACAAAAAGGGUAAUAUUAUCUUAGCUGUAGCAGACCAUAUAUCUAAAGUUCUUCGCUUACAUCAGGGUGAGAAAAAGCUAGAAGAGAUGUUACCUUUGGGACCAAACAAAGCUCUUUUUUAUAAGGGUGUGGCAUCAUAUCUUUUGCCAGGACAGAUAUCUCCGUGGUUUUUCCAAAAACCCAAAGGUUUAAUAACUUUGGACAAGCAGGUGGUAUCCAUGAAUUCAGACCCUGAAUCUGAGCAAGAAGUUCCCAUGUGUACAGACCCUGAAUCCAAGCAAGGAGUUCCCGUGUGUACAGACCCUGAAUCCAAGCAAGGAGUUCCUGUGUGUACAGACCCUGAAUCCAAGCAAGGAGUUCUCAUGUGUACAGACCCUGAAUCCAAGCAAGGAGUUCCCGUGUGUAUGGAUCCUGAAUGCAAGCAAGGAGUUCUCGUGUGUACGGACCCUGAAUCCAAGCAAGGAGUUCCCGUGUGUACAGACCCUGAAUCCAAGCAAGGAGUUCCCAUUUGUAUAGAUCAGGAAUCCAAGCAAGGAGUUCCCAUGUGUACAGACCCUGAAUCCAAGCAAGGAGUUCCCAUGUGUACAGACCCUGAAUCCAAGCAAGGAGUUCCCAUGUGUACAGAUCCUGAAUCCAAGCAAGGAGUUCCCAUGUGUAUAGAUCCUGAAUCCAAGCAAGGAGUUCCCAUUUGUAUAGACCCUGAAACCAAGCAAGGAGUUCCCAUGUGUAUAGAUCCUGAAUCCAAGCAAGGAGUUCACUCUAAAUCUAAGCAAGAAGUUCCCAUGUGUACACACACUGAAAUCAAGCAGAAGUUACGUCUAGGGGCAGAUCCUGAAUUUGAGCUAGAAGCACCCAUGUGUACAGACCCUGCAGUUAAACAACAAGACCUCAUGAAUAUGGAGCCUGAAGUCAAACAAGUAACCAUGGUUUCAGACCCCGAAAUCUUAAAGGUUGCUCGAGCACAGCACGUCCAGGCAGAGAGCUACCUGGUGUACAACAUCAUGAGCAGCGGAGAGAUUGAGUGCAGUAACACGUUGGAGGACGCCCUCGACCAAGCUCUGCCCAGCCAGGCUUUUGUUUACCGCCCAGUGCGGCAGCGCGUUUACUCCCUCUUACUGGGGGACGGCAGAGAUGGCACCAGCACCUGCCCCACUGUCAAGGAGUGGUUUGUGUACUCUGGGAACCCACUGAGGCACCCGGACCUCGUCAGGCCUCUGCAGAUGAACAUUCCAGGGGGAACACCUAAUUUGAAAUCAUUGUGGCUGAACCAAGAGCCAGGAAUACAAGGCCGGCGCUUGGAUGCCCUCCUAGGCUGUUUCGACCUUUCCUCCUCAAGAGAAGAGCUGCAGGCGGUAGAAAACCCCUUUAAAGCGUUGUGCUGCCUCUUGAUCUACCUCUUUGUGCAGGUGGACACUCUUUGCCUGGAGGAUCUGCAUGCUUUUAUUGCUCAGGCCUUGUGCCUCCAAGGAAAGUCAACUGUGCAGCUUGCAGACUUGCAGCUUGAUUACAUCGACCCCCGAGCUGUGCAGCUUGGCUCCCUCCUGGUCCGCGGCCUCACCACUCUGGUCUUGGUCAACAGCGCGUGCGGCUUCCCCUGGAGGAUGAGUGACUUCAUGCCCUGGAAUGUAUUUGACGGGAAGCUGUUUCAUCAGAAGUACCUGCAGGCGGAGAAGGGGUAUACCGUGGAGGCUCUCGUGGAACAAAAUAGGUCCCGGCUGACCAAGUUCCACACACUGAAGUCGGUCGUGUGCAAGGCGUGCGUGAAGGAGAACAGACGCAUCAUCAGCAGGCAGCUUUGGCGCUCACACCAGCCAGGCAGGUGGGGGAGGCAGGGAUCUGGCUCCCACAGGACGAGCUCCGGGUACAGCCGGGCAGGCCAAGGACAGCACUGGAGGGACCAGGGACCAGGAAAUAGACAGUAUGAGCCUGACCAUUGGAGAAGACAUUCAUCCUCUUCUGGACAGCCAGACCCUCCGGCGUGCCUCUGCGUUCAUCUGUCUUGGCUGAAGUACAGAGGGAGACCCGUCCUCACAGGCCUUCAGAUGGAAGGGACGGAGUCACUCUCAGAGCUGUGUGGGUGAUCGGUUGCGCCUCUCAGCUCAGCAGGCGCAGCGCCGGAUCUGGAAGCACGUCGAGCAUGGGCAUCUUCCCGCUCUUGGGUGCCCCUCCCUUGGUCCGUCUUGCUCUGUGGAAGGAUUUUUCCCUCUGCACAGUUGUGGGACACGCUUUGGUCACUUGGACAGCCCUGGUUGUCCAGCAGAGCCAUGCGGGUCCUGUAAACACUCCUCGUGGGCGACCAGAGGUUAGCUGCGUUCAUGCCAGUGCGGGCGUUCUGCAGAUGUGUAAACUCUCAUGACAGACACCAGCUGAAAGGAACAAAUAGGUCUGGAGACCCUGCUGCCAAGGCCUCGCCUAUAAAUGGGGGAAGGGGACUCUGGCACCCUUUCUGCGCCGAGGUUACCGUGGAGGCAGAGAUGCCUGAUCCCUGGAACAGCCUUGGGAACCAGAAGGAAGGGGCGAGUGGGCAGAGGUGCCCAGGAGCCUCAGGACGACGUGGAGGAGGGUGGGGAGCCCCACGUGUGCCAGCAGUCGCUCUGUGGGCUGCACUCCUGGCAUGGCGUCUGCCUGAGGGCCUGCUGUGUCCAGGUCUGGCCACCCAGAGUGUGCUCUGGAGUCGGGCGGCUGGGCCAGGCCCACCCUAGUGCUGGGACGGAACAUGCUUAGCCGAAACUGAAUGGAGGAAGGGUGGCAUGUGCCGUGACCUGGCAGACGGGCCAUGAGGGCAGCACACAGGGAAGAGCGGAUGCAGGACCUGACCCUUGCGCCUCUGAUGCCCACAGGGUCUGGGCUGGACUGUGCACUCCUGCGGUGUGGGAGAGGCUGUCCUCGCAACAGGAGGAGCCGGGUUGGAGGUGAACAGGCUGGUGGUCGCCACAGAGAGCCCCCUCGGUUCCCGAGCUCGCUCAGAAACCUGGCGGGUAUCCGCUGCUGUGUCCAGAUGCUGGGAAGACACUUGCCUUUGAAAGCCUGUAGUCAGGUUGUGUGCAUCAGCCGUGCACAUUCCUUGCGUCUGCUACGGUGCAGCAAGGCUUUCGAUAAAUUAUUACAGAUCUUGUCUACUCAGAAUGUGAUUUUUGGGGUUGUGACACUGACUAGCAGUUUGGAUUUGAGUCUGCAAGGCGUGCAGGUUCUAUCUGGGCGUCUUCCCUCUGUGCAGAUGGCCUCCGCCAGGUGAGCGUCCCUCCUGCGGGACGUGGUCAGAGCAGCCCAGAGCCCCCCAGGUGACGAGGGAAUGGAAAGCACCAGAACCCAGAGCAAGGAGUGGGGGAAGAGCAGAUGUCAAGUAGCAACAGGAGGAAGUCUCAG